AUAAGUGCAGAACUUGGGGAGUGGGAUUCCACUGAGGCCACCCUAUUCUGCUAACAAGUCCCUAGCUGAUGUGAUGCACCCUGUUAAAAACAACACAAAAACAAAACCCUGUUGUGCUAUGCAAGCCACUAGCUGCUGCAUUGACUAUUAACAGCUCAUAUACCCCUCCUUAUUCCAAUUACAGUAUUCUCUGCUGAUGAUGCAUCAUGCCCUAUGACUGAGUCAGAAGGCUGAGUCUCCACUACAGUAUCUGCUCUCCCAGUUACAGACAGAGAAGCAGUGCUGCAACCACCACCUUCUUAAUACCAUCAGGAUCCCAAGGGCUAAACAGCUGAAACUCCUACAGUAUUUGACAGGUGGAAGCAGCUCAAACCCAUGGAAAGUGAGAACCACACCAGCCAGCCUGAUUUUAUCCUGCUGGGUUUGUCCAGUGGGCAAGAGCAGGACCACCUUCUCUUGGCUCUCUUCCUCACCCUGUACCUGCUGAACUUGCUGGGGAACCUGCUGAUUAUCCUCCUGAUCCGCUCCGAUGCCCAGCUCCUCCAUGCCCCCAUGUACUUCUUCCUCAGUCACCUCUCCUUGGUGGAUGUUUGCUUCACCUCCACCACCAUCCCCAAGAUGUUGCGCAACCUUCACACAGGCCACAAGAACAUUGCCUAUGCUGGCUGCCUGGCCCAGAUGUACUUCUUUGUGGCCUUCGCCAUCACUGAGAACUUCCUCCUGGGCUCCAUGGCCUUUGACCGCUUUGUGGCCAUCUGCCAGCCCUUGCACUAUUCCUUGGUGAUGAGACCCAUGCGGUGUCAUGUGAUGGUGUUCAUUGCCUGGCUACUGGCCCACCUCCACUCCUUGCUCCACACCGUGCUGAUGUCCAGGCUCUCUUUCUGUUCCCCUCGCCACAUCCACCAUUUCUUCUGUGACUCCCAGCCUUUGCUGGUGAUGGCUUGCUCUGAGAAGAACCUCAAUGAGAUACUGAAUUUCUACGAAGGUGGCAGCAUUAUAAUAGGGAACUUCAUCCUCAUCCUCAUCUCCUAUGCUUUUAUCUUCCGAGCUGUGCUCCGGGUGUCUUCUUCCCAAGGCCGGAGCAAGGCCUUCCAAACCUGCGCAUCUCACCUGACUGUGGUCACCCUCUUCUACGGCUCGGCGAUCGGAGUCUACUUCCGACCCCUCUCCAGCUACUCUGGGGACAAGGACAAGAUUGCCACCGUCAUGUACACCGUGGUGACCCCAAUGCUCAACCCUUUCAUUUACACCCUGAGGAAUGCAGACAUGAAAGCUGCCCUUUGCAGAGCAUUGGAGAAAGUAAGACAUGCUUUGGGGAAGCCACACAAUGUCAAGCCGUGAUGGGAAGGAGGGGAACCUGCGAUGAUCAGUUGUGAGAGAUGCAUUGUGAGAGACAUGAGAGAUCAGGCGUGAGUCGGAGAAGCAUGGAUCUUUGAAGGACACCAUUGGUUGGUAGACAGUCAUCAAGGCUGUCUUAUAAGGCGAGCUGUAAGGGCCUGACCUUAUCCAGCUUUCCCACCUGGAUAUUCUGUGCAGAACCAGUCAACGUCAGAGGGACCAGAAGGAACUUCCAUAGAAAUUCCAUUGUUCUCCACAGGAGGGAAGUCUGUCUGGGAGCUGGAUGGGAGGGUUUUUACUUGGUGCUGGGUAGCAGAGGCAGAACAGGAAUCUUGCUGAUUUAUUGAUCAUUCAGGUGCCAAACAACCUCCCUCACAAAGCUAGCAGUGGCACUCUCUAGUAUACUGUUGGAGAACUUCACUAUCAAUGUCGAAUCCGCCUUGCCUGGGCCGGCUCAUGACCUCAUGGGUGCCAUGACAACCACGGGGCUGUCUCAGUAUGUCAUGCACACAAGACACAUGGCAGGUCAUUCCCUAAAUCUGGUUUCAUGAACGCCCUCCCUGGCAAAGUGCAUCUGUCUCCUUCAUUAUUGAAAUUUAUAAGAAAUUUUAAAACAUUCCUAUUCACCUAGGCAU
Molecule: messenger RNA, 1973 nt
Organism: Podarcis raffonei (Aeolian wall lizard)
Lineage: Eukaryota; Metazoa; Chordata; Lepidosauria; Squamata; Lacertidae
Product: olfactory receptor 1L4-like
Exons: 2
Coding region: 376-1341 (321 amino acids)
Biological process (GO): G protein-coupled receptor signaling pathway
Cellular component (GO): membrane
Molecular function (GO): G protein-coupled receptor activity; olfactory receptor activity
Source: RefSeq, a predicted model, not a curated record